AUGGAGAUCAUCUACGUGUACACGCGGAAGCGCAGCGAGUUCGGCCGACCCUGCAGCUUCUCUGACCGGCCGGCCAAGGUCAACGUGGAUAUCCCCCCCGACCCCAGCAUGGCCAGCGACUUCGUCCUGAGGAACCCCGUGGACAGCUAUGUCCAGCACACCAGCGACAUGUCGGAGCACGAGGUCAACACCGAGCGGGUGGAGGUGGAAUCCCGCGGUGUCAACCACGUAGAGGGCGGCUGGCCCAAAGACAUCAACCCGCAGGAGGUGGAACAAACCAUCCGCUUCAGGAAGAAAGUGGAGAAAGAUGAACACUACAUCAACACCAUCACGCACCUCGGCACCCUGAUGGAGCACUGCGUCAAGCAGAACAACGCCAUCAACAUCUAUGAGGAGUACUUUGGAGAGGAGGAGGUGGCAGAGGUGGAAGACGAGCCCCCUUCCGCAAAAACCAUCAAUGUCAUCAGGGAUCCAAACAUAACCAAGAGGACGGCCACGCAUCUCUCCUGGCACCCUGACACAUGCAAGAAAUUGGCAGUGGCUUAUUCCAGCCUGGAGUUCCAACAAAACACAAAAGACAUGAGCUUUGACUCGUACAUCUGGGAUCUUGAAAACCCCAACAAGCCGGAGCUCGUUCUCAAGCCGUCGUCCCCUCUCGUGAGCCUGGAAUACAACCCCAAAGACUCACACGUCCUGGUGGGAGGAUGCUACAACGGGCAGAUGGCUUACUGGGACACCAGGAAAGGGGGGCUGCCCGUGGAGGUGUCCACCGUGGAGGUCAGCCACAGGGACCCCGUGUACGGAGCCAUCUGGCUGCAGUCCAAAACGGGCACCGAGUGCUUCUCAGCCUCCACCGACGGACAGGUCCUGUGGUGGGACAUCCGCAAGCUGUCUGAGCCCACCGAGACGCUGGUCUUGGAUGUCACCCGGAAAGGGCUCCUGGAGAACGCUCUGGGUGCCGUCACUCUGGAGUUCGAGCCCACCAUGCCCACCAAGUUCAUGGUGGGCACAGAGCAGGGCAUCGUCAUCGCCUGCAACCGCAAGGCCAAGACACCCCCCGAAAAAAUCACCAGCACCUACAGUGGCCACCACGGACCUGUCUAUGCGCUGGCCAGGAACCCUUUCUACCCCAAAAUCUUCCUGACGGUCGGCGACUGGACUGCUCGAAUCUGGUCAGAGGAGACCAAGGAAUCGUCAAUUAUGUGGACCAAGUACCACCUCUCCUACCUGACGGACGGGUGCUGGAGCACUGUGAGGCCGGCCGUCUUCUUCACCACCAGAUCGGACGGGACCCUGGACGUCUGGGACUUUCUCUUCAAGCAGAACGACCCCUCCCUCAGCCUGAAGGUCUGCGACGAGCCCCUCUCCAGCCUGCGCCUGCAGGACAACGGGUGCGUUGUUGGCUGCGGCUCGAAGCUGGGCACCGUCACCCUGCUGGAAAUCUCCUCCGGGCUCUGCACUCUCCAGAGGAACGAGAAGACCCUGGCCACUGCUGUACGUGUGCUUUGGGCCGCAAGCCGCUGCCUGCGGCUGAAGGAGCGCGCCAGGUCAGAGGCCCAGGAGACAGAGGUAGAAGAGAAGCCGGUGGAGAGUCCCCAUGAGGUGCUCAACCGUGCCCGCAGGGAGUUCUUCGAGGUCAUCGAAGUGGAGCUGCAGAGGAGGGCGCAGGCAGAGACCCAGCGCCUGCCCUCUCUUUUUCAGGUUAAAGACUGCGUGGGAGAGGAGGCGGCUGCACAGGGGGAAGAGAGCCAGCUGCUCAAGGACAAGGAAGAAGAGGAGGAGGAGAAGGAUGCUGCCAAGGAGCCGUAG
Messenger RNA from Aptenodytes forsteri (emperor penguin), 1809 nucleotides. RefSeq names its product dynein axonemal intermediate chain 2 (gene DNAI2). The record is from RefSeq and is a predicted model, not a curated record. Gene Ontology annotation, cellular component: outer dynein arm. Gene Ontology annotation, molecular function: dynein light chain binding; dynein heavy chain binding. Gene Ontology annotation, biological process: outer dynein arm assembly; cilium movement. The transcript has 13 exons. The coding region runs from base 1 to 1809 and encodes 602 amino acids. Lineage: Eukaryota; Metazoa; Chordata; Aves; Sphenisciformes; Spheniscidae.